This is a messenger RNA of Triticum dicoccoides, 906 nucleotides long. RefSeq names its product chaperone protein dnaJ 11, chloroplastic-like. The coding region runs from base 165 to 584 and encodes 139 amino acids. The record is from RefSeq and is a predicted model, not a curated record. The transcript has a single exon. NCBI's taxonomy places the organism in Eukaryota, Viridiplantae, Streptophyta, Magnoliopsida, Poales, Poaceae.
GCGUACGAGUGGCACCGCACACUUCUCCGCCCUCACCCCCUGUCUUGUGCCUCUAUAAAUCCACCGGCGUUUCAGCUCUCCUCGACGAGGCCGGACAACACUGCAACGAAGAAGUGCUCUGCUUUUGGCUCAAGAACUCAAGAACAGAGAUCGGAGAUACAUCGAUGGCUACGUUCGCAACGUCGACGGCGGCGGUGAUGGGAUCGGCUCGCCCGGGGCGGGUGGCCGGGCCUCGGCGGUGCGUGGUGGCGCGGGCGUCCUCGACGAUGGCGGCGCCGGCAGCGGUGGCCGCAGGGAGGACGCACUACGAGGUGCUCGGCGUGGGCGCGGGGGCCAGCCGGGGGGAGAUCAAGGCGGCGUACCGGCGUCUGGCCAGGGAGGUGCACCCGGACGCUGCUGGUGGUGGCGGCGACGAGCGGUUCAUCCGGCUGCACGCGGCCUACGCCACGCUCGCUGACCCCAACGAGCGCGCUCGCUACGACAGGGACGUGGCCUGCCGUGCCGCGGGCGUGAUGAUGCGGCGGACGGCCGCGGCCGGGCCGUCGUUCCGGCGGAGGACGUGGGAGACCGACCAGUGCUGGUAGGACGUACGGCCUGGCAAACGCGGCUGCCCUCCGGGGCCCCAACCGGCGGCCGCCCGGUUUGCUCAGGCACGGCGCUGAGAUGGUCUUUCCGACUGUCUUGCAACGUACGAUCAGAUUGGGUGACGCAGACGCGGGAGCUCUGUACACGGCAAGAGGCGUUUUUAAAGAUCUCUUGCGCGUCCGGCCAGCAAGAUGCAAAUAUGUAAAUUAAUUAGUUACCUACUGUAAAUUAACAGCCAAGGAAUAUAUGGUAGCUCUCUUUGGUAAUAGAAGGAAUUAGUUACCUCCAUGUCGGUUGUUUCUUCUUCGAAAGUUGUCUCUU